AACUUUUACCCUUUGUCUUUUUCCCACGGUAUACUCGUAUACUUCGACUGCGACUGCUGCACAAACCUCACCCUUAGUGCAGACGUGCAGUACUUUUUGUCGACCAAAACAGAAAAGAGACUCCACUCCCGUUGCUCCAUACCCUUUCUGAACUUCUUCUUACAUUCCUGAGUUACAGUUUCCGGAUUUUGAUGUUGAAACCCUUAGAGGAGCACGAUUACAUCGGCUUAUCAGAGGCUCCCUCAAUGGAGCACUCGGAAAAGACUCGCAUUUCAUCAGUGGGAAGUGAGAGCAAAGACAAAGAUUUGAACUUGAAGGCUACUGAGCUUAGAUUGGGCUUGCCCGGUUCUGAGUCCCCAGAUAGGUCAACGGAAUGGGGUUUGAGGUGUUUGACCUCUGGUGCCAAAAGGGGGUUCUCAGACGCCGCACAUGGUUGUUCUGGGAAGUGGGGUUUCUCUGGAUCUGAGGUUGAAAUGAAGAAAAGCGGUUUCAAUGGCGGUGAGAGCAGCAACCAGCAGACUCAAGUUGCUUCAGAUGAUGUCAAAGAAGAGAGGAAGCCUUUCAUUGCUCCUGCUGCAAAGUCCCAGGUGGUAGGAUGGCCCCCAAUUCGAUCUUUUCGAAAGAAUUCAUUGAAUGCUAAUCCUCCCAAGAAGGAAGAAAAAGAAGACUUCAACGGAAAGUCGGGAUCAAGUUGUCUCUAUGUCAAAGUCAGCAUGGAUGGUGCCCCUUACUUGAGGAAAGUUGACCUCAAGAAUUUCAGAAGCUAUAAGGAUCUGUCUAUGGCUCUGAAGAACAUGUUUAGCUUCUUUACAGUUGAAUAUGUGCUUACCUUCGAGGACAAGGAUGGUGAUUGGAUGCUCGUUGGUGAUCUCCCAUGGGAAAUGUUUGUAGAUGCCUGCAAGCGCCUAAGGAUAAUGAAAAGUUCAGAUACAAUUGAUCUUGCUCAACAGGUGAUGCAGAAGUGCAUAAAGCGGUAGGCAUGUCUCUCGCGUCACGUGGAUCUAUAUUUUCUCCACACGACUGUACGGCCACAGAACAGUGUCUCUGCCUGACAGAAGCUUGACGUGUGCAUUUGCACAUGAAGCUAAUCAGCUAGUAGUGUAGUAAAUUAAAAACUAGUGUUCACAAUUAUUCCUAGCUUGUUAGUAGUCUAGGUAAGCUAAUUAUUCCUAGCUUGUUGAUCUUGUGAUAUGCCUUUAACUUCCAUCUCAAUUUGCUAAGCAAAUACUCCAUUAUUAGUAUGAAGCAUUAUUUUUCAUUGUAAAUCAGUUAUGCCUUGUUA
Messenger RNA from Cuscuta europaea, 1282 nucleotides. NCBI's taxonomy places the organism in Eukaryota, Viridiplantae, Streptophyta, Magnoliopsida, Solanales, Convolvulaceae. The record is from the annotation of a GenBank genome assembly.